Marchantia polymorpha subsp. ruderalis is the source of this 2203-nucleotide messenger RNA. Lineage: Eukaryota; Viridiplantae; Streptophyta; Marchantiopsida; Marchantiales; Marchantiaceae. The record is from the annotation of a GenBank genome assembly.
GGCCCAAGGAUUUGGGGGAAGGUCCAAUUUGGCGAUGGAGGGAACGAUCGGGGGUCCCAUCGUUUCCUUGAAAACCAGCGAACGAGAAAUGUUCGAAUUUUGUUCUCCGGUGUCGCCCUCGAUUUGGAGUCCUCUGCUGCGCUCGACCGAUCGACCUCGACCGAUCUGGACGUGCGUGGGCCGAUUGCACGAGAGUGGAUUCUACUCGCCGCAGUCCAGGUUUGUGGAGUUGUCGAGAUUUGGGAGAAGGUUAGAGGGGAGCGAGACGGAUUCACAGGCGGAGGUUAGAGAACAUUAGCGGCCCUUGGAGUGGGCUGCUGCUGCAUCGAUAGGUCUGAUCCGAAACGGAGAGGAGGAAGAAGAAGCAGAAGAAGAAUCAAGAGGAGGAGGAGAAGUAGACGAGAGAAUCAUGGCUGGUAGAUAUGGAGACAGUCUGCUCAUUCUGGGGAUAUCGUUCGCAUCUGCAUGGGUGUGCGAGGGAAUCUCAUGGCUGCUCAUCUACCGAACCACUUCGUACAAAAGUCUCCGAUCGACCAUCGACCGAACCAGUAAGAAAUUGGAGAGCAUGAAAAGCAACACGCCGACCGUCGCAGCUACCAAAAAGUCCAAGGCGAAGAAGAUGGAUCGCUUCGAGACGAGCUUGAAGGAGUCUUCUCGAGAUCUGUCCUUCUCCAAGUUCAAGUCCGGAGCGGUCGUGGCUAUGGUGCUCGUCGUCGUCUUCGGACUUCUCUCUUCUCUGUUCGAGGGCAAACCCGUGGCCAAGCUCCCCUUCGUGCCUCUCAAUCUCGUCCAGGCCCUCUCGCACAGGGGAAUUCCCGGUGACGACCCCACCGAUUGCUCCAUGGUCUUCCUCUACACCUUGUGCUCUCUCAGCAUUCGCUCCAAUCUCCAGAAGUUUUUAGGGUUUGCACCUCCCCGCGGAGCUGCCAAUGCGGGUAUGUUCCCCAUGCCGGACACCAAAGCCAAGUAGUUGUUCAUGUCGGGAAGCAUGUGAAGCAUUCAUCCUUCGGCAGGUGGAAGGGAGCCAGCCAGCCACACAUUUGUCUGUUAUCAAUCACAGAGCAGAAGAGGAGAUCUGGUACCAGGGUCUAGUUUUGGGCUCUUGGCCGGAUGAUGUAAGUGCGGCUUGUAAUUCUAGCACGGGGCAUAUUGAGAUGUCUCGUGUAAACUCCAUCAGCUUAAGAUGGUUUAGGUUGAUAGGUAGAUUCUUCCUGCCCUAGCCCCAGACGACGUCACUACUUGUUUCGAUCUGAUGUUGGUGCGCUGAGCAGAGCAUAGCUCUCACUUUUAUUCUAAACCUGAAAUUGUUAAGUUCAUCUUGUGUCUCUCGUGGGUGGAUUAUCACUACACGGACUCGGAAUCUCUUUUUUUCACAUCAUGAAUUUUAUCAACGCUCUUGGAUGAGAUUCCAGCCAUUGCAUCUAGCUGUCACGUCGGACGUAUGCUGGUUGAGAACCUUGUCUCAAGCUUGGUGAGUGCAAAUCUCGUCUUCGGCCGUGGUGUCCAUCUGAAAGGUUUUCUCUCUGGCAAGCUCUUACCUUUGCUUGAGUUGAAGUCAAAGUGAUCAUUCCAGCCAGGGCCUACUUCUGUAGUUCACUUUUUUGAGUGUUCAUUCUCGGUUAUUUUGCUCUCGACAUUUUUCCGUUUUCAGAAAUGAAGGAACGUCCUAAUUAUGUUGAAACGUAUAUUUUAUGGGGUCAUGAAGAGAAUAAGAUGAGUGGCCACCCACUUAAUUCAUGAGCUACAGCUGUGUGGAUACGGUCUGUCAAUCGCCUUGAUGUAGUAGAGUUGAUCCUGAAGAAAAGAGUCCUCUCCUUGUUUGACGAAGAUUGCAACAAUCUGGGCGAAUAUCUCCAGCCCAGGAGGAUGUGUGUUGUUUUGACACAAAGUCGUUGCCAUAUCUUACUUUUCAGUAUGCAGGUUCUCUGUUCUCAAUUUUGAAAAGAAGUUAUCGAAGAUUUUGCAUUGAAUUCUCCCCUUGCAAGCUUCACGCCAUCUUUUGUUCAUGGUAGCAGGGUUCAUACACGAGCUUCUUGGAAGGAUAAUUUGUGACAUUUGCAGGUGAGAGCUGAAGCUCAGGAUUCUAGUGCUUACCUGUGAAGAUGAUGUUGUUUUCUCGAAUCUCAGACAGUUCAAGAUUCCGACAGGGCGCUGCCUCUGGAUGUUGCCCCCGGCAGAAGCCAUGAGAAUGUCGCUCGGUGCU